This is a messenger RNA of Drosophila serrata, 581 nucleotides long. RefSeq lists its product as uncharacterized. The record is from RefSeq and is a predicted model, not a curated record. NCBI's taxonomy places the organism in Eukaryota, Metazoa, Arthropoda, Insecta, Diptera, Drosophilidae.
AAAUGUUUGUUUACAAAUUGAAUUCCGAGGAAGUACACGCAAUCCAGUGAGCUUUGACUAAAACAUAAGGCAGAAGCAUAACCAGAUUAAAUUGUAACUCCCCCCCCACCUUACAUACACGGCCAUGGAAUCUAAAAACUGCAAAUUUUUCGGACCAAACGGCGGCGACUGUCACGAUAAGUCCGUCGGCGCUAUAUUCUACGACUUUGUCACCAAGAACAUGGCCAUGCCCUCUGAGAUGGGCGAACUGGUGGCCUACGUGUUACUGAUGGUUAUCUCUUGGUACGUGGUCGCCUUCACCUUCAGAUUCAUGCUGUCGCUGGUUAAGCCUGUCCUCAUAGUGCUGGUAGCCCUUUUCCUGUUCCGAUUCUUGCGCACCUUCGAAGGCGGCGAAAUGAAGGAUGUGUUAAUCGGAAUUGCCAAUCUUCUCAUGAGUGGCGUGUCCAAGGCUGCGGAGCUAUUCAUGCGCCUAUUGGACUGAGGCAGUGCUCUACAUUCCAUUGUUAUAAAUCCUAUGUAAUUGGUACAAAUGUAUAUACAUACAUAUGUAUAUGAUACUUUGUAAACGAGUCUAACUAGAC